Messenger RNA from Rangifer tarandus platyrhynchus (Svalbard reindeer), 1818 nucleotides. NCBI's taxonomy places the organism in Eukaryota, Metazoa, Chordata, Mammalia, Artiodactyla, Cervidae. The record is from the annotation of a GenBank genome assembly.
AUGUCAGAGAACCUGCCUCCUAUGGUCUCCAGGAGCGUAACUUUCAACAAGCAUGGCCCAGAAUCCACGGACAACAGUUCUUCAGUCACUGAAGAAAAGAAGAAGCGUGCAAAAAAAGGCAAAGUGUCCAAGACUGCUCCUGACCAGCCUGUGAACCCUUUCCACGUAUCUGGGGAUGUGGACUUCUUUUUGCUCAGGGAACAGGAGCGGAACAAGUCUCUCUUGGACCGGGAGCAGAAGAAGAAGCUGCGGGUGCACGAGAAGAUGACCUACUCGUCCAAAGUGUCCGCCAAGCACACCAGCCUGCGCCGUGAGCUGCAGCUGGAGGACGAGAUGGAGGAUCAGGAAGAGCGGGCUGAGCAGCUGCGCAGCUUCCACGAGCAGGUGGCCUGGAAGCUCGCCAUGACCCGAGAAAAGAAGCUGGAGCCCAAUGACAUCAACAGCUACGUGGACCAGAACCGGCAGAUGUUUCUCAUCCAGUACGCCCUGGACAUGAAGCGGAGUGAGAUCCAGAGGCUGGAGAGGCUGGCGGCCCAGGAGGAAGCCGAGCUGGAGCGGGCGGAGAAGUUCCUAGAGAAGGAUGCAGCCCUGUUUGACGAGUUCCUCAGGGAGAACGACCGCAGCUCUGUGCAGGCGCUGAGAACAGCUGACAAGGAGUCCAAAGCCAAGAUGGAGAAGAUCCUGGAGAUUCGUGAGCUGACCACCCAGAUCAUGAACAUCAAGAGCGAAAUCUCCAAAUUUGAGGACAUGCUGCAGCAGUACAAGGUCUACAAGGACUUCCUGUACAAGCUGUCGCCCAAGGAGUGGCUGGAGGAGCAGGAGAAGAAGCGCUUGGCUCUUAAACAGGCCAAGGAGGUGGUGGAGGCCUUCAAGGAGAGCCUGCUGCUCUCUGUGGGGGACAGAGGUAGCAGGGAGGGCCCCCCUCUGCUUCCCCCAGAGGGGCAGAGCCCCAAGAAGCCCGCCAAGCUCCUGCAGGUGAUGCGGCUGCGCCAGGCACUGUCCACCACUGUCAGCCAGCAGCAGAGCACCCUGCCCAGCGUGUCCAGCGGGGUGGAGUCCAAAAGGUCCAGCUCCACCCUCCCUGUGCAGGACGACCUCGACAGCGAUGAUGGGGAGGAGCUGGAGCUGUACUUCACGGAUCCGCAGCAGCUCCUCGACGUCUUCACGAAGCUGGAGGAGCAGAACCUGUCCCUGGUCCAGAACACCCAGGAGAUGGAGGAGGCCCUGGAGGAACUGAGCUUCACCCUGAAGAACACCCAGACCCGCAUGGACCGGGAGGUGAACCAGCUGAAGCAGUGGAUCACCACGCUGAUGAUGUCCAUCGCCAAGGAGGAGGAGACGGCCGCGGAGCUGGAGCUCAAAGCCCGCGUCUUCCAUUUUGGCGAGUUCAAGGGUGAUCAGGAGGACAAGCUGCUGGAGAGUCUGAACUGCAAGGUGCUGGAUGUCUACCGGCACUGCGUGGGUGGCCAGCAGGAGUCCAGCCUGGGCACCGUGCAGAUGCUGGCCACCAUCGAGCACCAGCUGGACGAGCUGCUUGAGAACCUGGAGCGCGUGCCCCCGGCCCGCAUUGAGCAGGCCGAGAAAGCCAAGGAGAAGGAGAGGCGCCUCCGACUCCGGGAAGAGAAGGCGAAGCUGCAGAAACAGCUGCAGGAGGAGCGACUGCUGCGCGCACAGGCACGGGCCCAGGCCGAGGUCAAGAAGAAGCGGGGCAGGAGGCUGGUGUGCCGAUCCCGGCCACCUGCCCUGAAGACCAAGGAGCAGUCCAAGCACGAGCUGAUGGACAAGGACAGGGAGGAGCAGCUGCUUUUCUUCACGUAG